AUGCUGCUGGUCCUGCUCGGCUGCCUGCUGCCGGCCACCGGCGCCGGGAAGAGCUGCCUGCGCUGCUGGCCGGAGCUGCCGCUGCUGGUGGAGUAUGACCUGCAGGUCCUGUGGGGGCCGCCGGGGCCGCCCCGGGAGCUCUCCCUAAGCCUCCAGGCCCUGCUCCGGCAGGCUCCCGUCCCACCGGAGCCCCGGUAUCUGGGGCACGAGCAUGUGGAGCGAGAAGCAGCUGAGUUAUUCAAUCACAUCGACGGGGCCAUUGGGAAGUUCCGCAAUGACAAACCAUCGCUCCUGAAUGAGGUUAACGUCCAGAAGCAGCUGUUUGUUGAGAGGCUGAGCAAGGCUUAUGAGGAGCUCAAGGAGCAGGCCCUACCCUUCAAAUUGGAAGUCAUCAGCUGUGCCACCUGCAGAGCACACCUCCUCACCUGCAGAGACCCCACCCUCUGCCCAGGCUGGACCCAGCAGACUCUCCUGUGGGCUGUGAGCCUCUGCGUUACUUUCUCCCUGGCAGUCAUAGCUGGAGGUGGAUGGUACAUUUUCUGGCACAAGAAGCAGGCAGAAGAGGUACUGGAGGACACCCCUGCUCGGCUCUAG
Pipistrellus nathusii (Nathusius's pipistrelle) is the source of this 594-nucleotide messenger RNA. NCBI's taxonomy places the organism in Eukaryota, Metazoa, Chordata, Mammalia, Chiroptera, Vespertilionidae. The record is from the annotation of a GenBank genome assembly.